Molecule: messenger RNA, 4415 nt
Organism: Mercenaria mercenaria
Lineage: Eukaryota; Metazoa; Mollusca; Bivalvia; Venerida; Veneridae
Product: alpha-tocopherol transfer protein-like
Exons: 6
Coding region: 811-1266 (151 amino acids)
Cellular component (GO): membrane
Molecular function (GO): phosphatidylinositol bisphosphate binding
Source: RefSeq, a predicted model, not a curated record
UAGUGUACGUAUGGAUGUAGAGACAAUGAAUAUUUGCAUAAAAGUAAAAAGGCGAACAACAAUGACAAAACAAACACACAAACACAUAAAGGAAGAAAGUGAAUCCAUGGAAUCUCUUCGCUGUCAAUGUUGGAGACGUCUAGAUCAUAGGCCAUAUUGGUACUGGUUAACCAACGAUAAAAGAGUCUGCAUAAAGUUAGGGGGCCUCUGUGGCUGAGUGGUUAAGGUCGCUGACUUCGGAUCAUUUACGAUUCACUGAUGUGGGUUCGAAAUAUCCGUCUGAAAUAAUGCACGGGGCAUCUGAUAUCUGAUGUCUUCCUUCAAAGUCAAACGCUUAAACAUGAGCUAAAAUUGAGUCGGUGUGGCACUAAACAAGAAAAAAGAAAGACAGAGAAAAAGAGAAAAAGCCAAAGAGAUAGGUUUUUUUUUUUUGUUUUUUUUUUUUGGAAAGGGCAUGUGUGAUUAUUCUUUCAACUUUAGCUUUCGUUGCGAUGCAUGGCUCUCUGACUUUGUUUGAUGUGUUCUGUGCUUCCGGGAAAUCUGUCAUAACCUUUUUCUCAGUUAAUCUGAAAAUUCAAAAUUUCCCCCGUGAGUUUAAUACUCGCAAGAGGGCUUGGCAGUAUUACAUUUGCUACAUCAUAGGUUAUAUAACUACUCCAGCUUUAAAACCGAUAUUGAAAAUUACAGGUAUUGUUGCAUUGCCGCGGGCGAUGCGACAUAUCCGUGAUGUUAUGAAGCAAAACGUAACAGCUGAUCAACAGUGUGUAACAGAAAAACAUUGUAAAAAUACUUGACUAUUUAAUAAGGAAUAUGGCAUGUGAAAAAGAUGAUAUCAAGUUCGUGAGCAAGCUAGACGAGGAGAGUAAGAAGAAGGCGAAGAGGGAACUGAACGAGCUCAAUGACACAGAUAGAAUACUUGCUGUACAGUCGUUUAGACAGUGGAUAUUACAACAGAAAUGGCUUAAAACACCUACAGAUUUUGGCUUUCUGUUGCGAUUACUAAGAGCUAGAAAAUUCGGUCAGCUGGAAGCAAGAAAAACGCUGGAGAAUUACUGGACGUGCAAAACAAAAACACCAGAGUGGUAUAGAAAUGUGGACCCUUCUGAAAAAGUCAUACAGGAAAUCCUUAAAACUGGAUUCUAUGUUAUACCUAAGCAGUUAGACAAACACGGCAGAAGAGUGAUUAUUGAAAACCGUGGUAAGUGCAUUUUAUUACAUACAAUGUAUAAAAGCUUCUUACAAAGUACUGGUAUUACGACAAAAUAAAAAAAUAACACCAGAUGUAGCAUUCUGUCAGACAACGGCAUUUAUACCUGAUAACAGGCUUUCUUCUUUCUCCAAUAUUAAACUGUUUAAAAAAUAGAACUAUGUCUUUUUGUUUAAAAAAUAUCUAUUUGAUAUUUUAUUUUUUAAUUACGCGAGACUGGACAUGAAUGAAGUAAUGGAGUGGGGAGUGGACAAUAUAUAUCGGGCGAUCACGUUGGUAUCUGACUGGGUAAACAGGAAUGAGAACGUACAAGUAAAUAGUAUUGUAGUUUUUGUGGACAAUACACACAUCACUAUGAACCACGUGCUGACAUUGUUUGGUCAUGAUAAUGGAAACAAGACAAUGCACUUUUGGCAGAAUUCUAUGCCAGCAAGAGUGAAGGGUCUUCACUUGUACAAUGAGCCAAUAUUUUUCGAUGCAAUGUAUGCAGUAUUUUCACAUCUAAUGAAACAAAAGCUGAAAGAUCGGAUUAGCAGAACCUAUUAGUUUCUGUAGCGGUUUUAAAAUCUGCUAAGUCAGUUAAGUAAUAUGUAAAAGUCUUCACAGCAUGGGUUAAAAGAAUAGUUCGAGUGACGUAUAAAUGUAUUUGUCUUGCGACUCUGGCUGUGUUAGCUAUGCUCAAUGCUUCAGGGAGACUACUCUUACCGCUCAAUUUUGAAUAAUUGGGCUAUUAUUUUACGUGAAAUAACGUCAAAACCUGAAACUAAUUCAAGAUUAAUCGAUGUUGUUGGUUGUUUCUAGCUAAACAGUUGGAAGCUACGAUUUCCUCUCUAACUGUAUCUCAUCGCCUUCUGGAGGAUUCCGUGACCGGCAGAUAUAAAGGCCAACUUUGAUACUGGAUUUGAUGUUUUUCAGUUGUUGCUCUGCUAUCUUCAAGGGCAAUGAGUACACACACAUAUCUACUUCAAUAUGUGUUAUUUACAUAUUAUAUCUUUACUCGAACAUUUCAUUGGUUUGCACGCUGUGACUUUUGAAACCAUUGCUUGUAUUAGGUAUUUCACGUGUUAUAUAUUUACACUGUCCUGUGGGAUUGAGAGUGUGUGCUGUGUGCUCUAUUCUCCCUAGUAGUUGUUUAGAGGUAGUGUCCAAAGAUGUUUCUUACUUGCUUGUUAUGUCAUCUUUACCUUAUAAUCAUAGAAAGAAAUCGCACAAUAUUUGAAAUAAUGGAAAUGUGUUUAGGUCAGCAUAACAGUAGAUUUCUUUCUUUAAACAAGACAUUAUUACGCUGGCUGACGUUAAUGUAUUAUAUGAUUUGAUGAAGAGUGCAGUAACUGACUGCUGUUCACUUGAUGAUUCAGAGUUUUAGAGCCAAGUGCAUAACCUAUAAAGAGACUACCGCAGUUCGUUCUUUUGUUAUGCUUUAAAAUCAUUUGAGAUACUGUGUCUCUUCAUUUCAAAACUAUUCCAAGAAAAGGUGUUUUGGGGUAGAAAAAGACAUCUGUUUCUAUUGUCGGACAUAUCCUUUGCUAUGUUGAUAUGUGGCACUUAGCUCUUACUUUUAAUCUACAUAUACUGUAGUCAGCUGCAAUUUGAAAUACAAAUACAGGCUAGCACAUUUCUGUCAAUUUAGGCACUCAAAUGCUAUUGUUUCUGGAGAAAUGAGUUUCAUGAGUUGGAGGAGUUCAUGUAUUUUUGUGUCUACUAUUUGUUACUUUUGUGUUGCUAUUAUUAUAGCAAAUGUUUUUGUUAAUGAGUGUAUGUGUUCUGUGUACAUUUAUAUAUACUCCUUAUUUCCAUGUGGAGUACUGAAUGAGCGGCUCCGUUCUUUGAAAGAGAUUUUUUGCUGUCGUACUUUUGUCCUUGCUUUUGACAAUUAUAUUUAAUCAAUUGGAAAAUUUUAUGUGCAUUUUAUUUAUUCUAUUGCUCUGUUAUUUCAUAUAGAAUAUGGCAUCAUAUGUUAUACUUUAUAGAUGUUUUUACAUGGGAAUAGCUUAGCAAAGGUGUACGAUGAGAUAGGUAUGUCUGUGUUACCUGACGAGUACCUGCCGGACGAUUAUGACGGGCCACGUGUGGGAACACAUGAAAAGAUUGCUAAUGAAAUGCUAGAAGACAUGAUGAGCCCUGAAUUCCGGGAAUAUAUCAGAGAUCUUUCUAGUGAAAAAUAUGGAGUGGAUUUGAAAGAAAGAAAACAAGAUCAUACGCCUGAGGAGUCGUUCAGAAAACUCAAUGUAGAGUGAAAUCUUGAUGUUUUUCCAUCUGCAAAGGGUCUAAGUACAUGCGUACUUGGUUUAUUAUGUUUUCUAUAUAUAUAUUCUGAUAAUUUCUCUAUUUUAAAAACGCAUGAUUUUUGAUUCCAUCACGUGUAUUAGGGAUUCUGGUGCCACCUGACGGCAAAAACUCUUGUAACUUUAGAACAUGGUGGAGCCCCAGAUGGCGCACAUGACAAGAAUAACUCUUUUAACUUUAGAACUCAGAAUGAGGAUUUUUUGCAAAGCUAACAGACUUAACCAGUUGAGGUUUUACCGGUGAUUGCUCUAUUUCGGUGUCCCACUAUGUUCCUUUAUUUGUUAGUUUUGUUCUCAUUGUCUAUAGCUAUGUGUUACUCUAUGUAUUUUAUGCGCUUAUCAGUCAUGUAUUUAACCAAUGUGUAUCUGAAAACAUGCGGGUUAUUUUGUAUUUGCUGUAUAUGUAUUUUGUUAAAAUCUGUCAUUGCAUUAAACUGGAAAAAAGCUUUUAAGAAUUGUGUGGUUUUAGCGAUAAAAUUUCCAUAGAAAUUGUGCAAUGAGGGCCGGUAUGUUACUACUCGGAGACAAUAAAUAUUCUGAAGCUUAAACGUUUCUUGUUAUUUUCAGAGAGAAAGACUUUUGGUUUACUUUAAACACUUAUUCUUCGGUCUCGUGGUUCAAACACGGAUAAAGAACAAAUGACAGUCAGAGUUUUAAUUUAAGCGAAAGAGAUAACUAGCAUCAAUACGGAUUGUUUCUCGCUUCAAUUUAGCUACAAAAACAUUUUCCGACCAUUCAUCGUGCACCCGAUUGAUGUUGGAAAGUACUCUGUUACUGAAAGAAUAUGACUGAUAACUAGAAAAUUCUAGACACAAAGUUAACUUAAUGAAAUACCACCCCACCAUACCGACCUCUGUCUGUACAAUAGGAUGAAAACGCCUUUUCAACGCUUUUUUUUAAUAAAAAAAAAGGAUUCAUACACG